Molecule: messenger RNA, 1567 nt
Organism: Camelus dromedarius (Arabian camel)
Lineage: Eukaryota; Metazoa; Chordata; Mammalia; Artiodactyla; Camelidae
Product: POTE ankyrin domain family member A
Exons: 8
Coding region: 62-1009 (315 amino acids)
Molecular function (GO): protein binding
Source: RefSeq, a predicted model, not a curated record
CCCGGAGGUGGUUCUUGCUGGGUGCGGAGAUCCUGUCCUUGGCAGGGUGAGGGCGCUGGGGAUGGGGGUCCGCCCCACCGCCCGGGCCCGCCAGGCCGCACUCCUCGGGUCCGGUACAGCAGAAGACCCAACCCGAGCGUCCGCGCUGCGGCCCGGAGGAGGAGGGGCGCGGCGCGCACGCGCGGACGCACAGACGGGAGGAUGCGAGGCCGCUGCGCUCUGUCCAGAGCGUGUGGGAGCUGGCGGGAGCCGAGUGCUCCUGGACCAGCCCCUCCGGAGGAACGCUGCCUGGGGUCCGGACAGCCGCUUGUCGUCGCCUACGCCGCUGCUGCCGGGCAGGACGGCCCUCCAUUUGGCCUCUGCCAAUGGCCACGGAGACGUGGUGACUCUUCUUCUGGAGCGAGGCUGCCAGGUCGAUGCACAGGACAGGAAGAAAAGGACGGCGCUGAUCAAGGCCGUACAGUGCGAGGCGGAGGAGUGCGUGGACAUCCUCCUUAAAAGUGGAGCAAACGUCAACGCCGCAGAUGUGCUUGGCAACACCGCGCUCCACUACGCGGCACGCCUCGACACCGCGUCUAUCGCGGAGAAGCUGCUGUCCCACGCUGCGGACAUGGACGCGAAAAACCAGGAUGACCUGACGCCACUAUUCGUUGCCAGAAGGGAAAACAGGCAGCGAAUGGCAGAAUAUUUGAAUGAAAAACAGGCAAAUAUGCCUACAGUUGAGAAGACGAAAAGCGAACACAAAGACGAAAGGAGACGUGAAACGCCUUUUCAGACUACCAGCCUGGCCAAGACUUCUGAUUGUGAAACAGCUGUCUACUCAGCAGAAGACAAAGAUGCACAGUCUCCUGAUAUGGAGGAAGGGGUAACACACCCAGAAAUUCACAAAGAGGAAACUGGUAUGGACACAGAUGCAGGUGAUGAAGGUGCUCCAGAAGAGCCAACAGAUGAGAAGAAAUGGACCUCUGUGGAUGGAACAGACACACCUGACAUGGCUGUUAAAUUAUAAGAUCUAUGGAGUUUCAUUUUUUUCACAUCUGUGCUUAUGAGAUGGUCUGGGCGAGGGAAGGGUACAGCUGAGUGGUAGAUGGAUCGCAUGCUUCAGAUACAGGAGUUCUGGGUUCAAUCCCCAGUAUCUCCAUUAAACACAAAAAUUCAAAAGCUAAUGUAGUAUAUCUGAAGUCUGUAGCUCCAGAUAACAUAUCCAUUACUGUUUCUUUUCCAUUUCCUAACUACCAUAAUACAUAGCCAAGAAACGACCAGGGUUUUCAUAAAGAAAGUGCUUCUUCCCUGGGAAAUUUUGGGCCACGUUAGUUUACAGAAGAGUUCUUGAAUGGAGUUAGACUUCACAUGAAUGUGUGUACAGUUCAAAGCGAUCAGUGUUGUCAUUAAUAAUCUGUGUGACUGCCCCCACUAGGUGAAGCAUCAACUUUCCCCUCUGGACCGAAGGAAGAUGCACACACCCCUGGCAAGGAGGAAGGGGCGCCCGAGCCAGAAACCGAACGGGAAGACACCCGUCCUGAGGCGAACGUAGCUGACGAAGGUGCUCCGGAGGAGCCGACCGAGG